AUGUGGAACACUUCCAAUCAAUCCGAUGCUGGUGGCGAGUGGGCUGGCAAGGCGAAGGAGUAUACGGUCAACACGAUAUACUAUUCCAAGGGCAAUGUCCAUUUCAACACGUCCGACAAUGUGCUCUUUCCUUUUGACCUCGAUCGUCUUUCCAAAGUCAGCUCCUUUUUCCGAGACCUCGACGACAUCCCGCAGCCUUCCGGUAAAAAGAUCGGAGCUCACAUUCCCGGCCAAACCAUCAUCGAUAGACUCAACAACGAGCUAUCGCUCAACGAGCGAGCAGACAUCGACAUCCCCACGCAUAUGGAUGCUAUCAUCAUCUUUCCCGAGUGCGACGCAAAAGCUCUCCAGCCUUGGUUGAACCUCGUCUCUUUCGGGGGAGCAUACUUUACGGAUCAGGUCUGA
Molecule: messenger RNA, 405 nt
Organism: Cryptococcus wingfieldii CBS 7118
Lineage: Eukaryota; Fungi; Basidiomycota; Tremellomycetes; Tremellales; Cryptococcaceae
Exons: 2
Coding region: 1-405 (134 amino acids)
Source: RefSeq, a predicted model, not a curated record